GCAUAGGAAGAUAUAUAGAGCACUGAUUUUUUAGCGACCUUCAUCCCUUCAUCAUGGCAACUAAUUAUCUCCUCUACCUUUCCUCCUACUUAACUCUCUUUUUCCUGGUUACAAACUUCUGCUCUUGCUUCAACCCCAAGCUUCUUAAUGUAUCGAAAAUUCAAUACCAAUCCCAAUCUGAUUGGUCACCCGCUGGUGCAACCUGGUAUGGAAGCCCUACUGGCGCAGGAAGUGAUGGUGGGGCUUGUGGAUACACCAGUGCGGUUGAUCAGCCACCAUUCUCUUCUUUAAUAUCGGCAGGAGGUCCUUCCCUCUAUAACUCGGGCAAAGGUUGUGGAGCAUGCUAUCAGGUUAAAUGCACAGAAGAUGUUAAUGGAGCAUGCUCAGGAUCUCCUGUUACUGUGGUUAUAACCGAUCAAUGUCCAGGAGGUCCUUGCGUCUCAGAUUCAGUUCACUUCGAUUUAAGUGGCACAGCUUUUGGAGCCAUGGCCACUUCCGGCGAAGCUGAUGAAUUGCGCAAUGCCGGAGUCCUAAAAAUACAGUAUAAGAGGGUUCCGUGUAACUAUCCUGGAGUAUCUGUGGCCUUUCACGUCGAUGCUGGCUCCAAUCCCGACUAUUUUGCCGCAUUGGUUGAAUUCGAAGAUGGGGAUGGCGAACUUUCGGGGGUUCAACUCAAACAAGCACUGGAUUCGGAAUCAUGGCUUCCCAUGCAGCAAUCUUGGGGUGCUGUCUGGAAAUUGGACACGGGUUCUACAUUGCAAGCUCCAUUUUCAAUUAAGCUAACAGCAGAAUCCGGCGCCACUCUGGUGGCAAACAAUGUCAUCCCUGCUGGCUGGCAACCUGGAAGCACUUAUAGAUCAGUUGUAAAUUUCAAUGCCUAGGUUUAAGGAAUAUAAGAACCAGCUCAUAGUUUUUAUUAGAGCAAAAUGGAUGAUGAGUACAUCGUCAAGGAAAUAA
Molecule: messenger RNA, 957 nt
Organism: Coffea arabica (coffee)
Lineage: Eukaryota; Viridiplantae; Streptophyta; Magnoliopsida; Gentianales; Rubiaceae
Product: expansin-B18
Biological process (GO): sexual reproduction
Cellular component (GO): extracellular region
Source: RefSeq, a predicted model, not a curated record